Molecule: messenger RNA, 1317 nt
Organism: Cuscuta campestris
Lineage: Eukaryota; Viridiplantae; Streptophyta; Magnoliopsida; Solanales; Convolvulaceae
Source: the annotation of a GenBank genome assembly
CCUCUUUCCUCUUCCUAAUUGCAUCAGGAUUUAGGAAACCUCUUUUCAUCCACUCGGGAUACAUAAGCACGUACGAGAUGAGUCCACUGUAAUUGCACGAGAAUCAAUCACUGCAAUCUUUCUGUAAUGGCUUCUUCUUCUUCUUCUUCUUCUCCCCUGCUGAUGCUUUCACUGAAUCAACAAACAACAUUCGUAACCCCGGACAAGAACAUCAUCUUCACCAACCCUGCAACAAUCAUCCCGAAAACCACCCCUGUCGGUUCCUCCCAUGGAUGGCUCAUCCUCCUCUCCCACCAAACCUCCCAAGUCUCCCUUCUCAACCCCUCCGACCGAUCCCGAAUCCCUCUCCCCGACACAUCCUCCUUCCCUCUUCUCUCCAUCCGAAAAGCCGUCCUGUCCGCAAAUCCCAGCACCAACAAAGACUUCGUCGUCUUCGUUCUGCACGGCGAGAAUCCGCGAAUUGCGUGCUGCAGGAACGGGGACAAGCAGUGGAGGAAAAUCCGGGGCGGGCCCUACUACGACGUUUCUUGCUCGACGGGUUCCGUGUUCGCCUUGGGGGCCAAGGCAUCCGUCCAGCGAUGGGAUUCGUCUAGUUUGAGGAAAAGGGGAAUCCUCCGGCCCUCGUACCCCACAGGGCUACUCCAAGCCAGGGAGGAAUUCCCUAGGGAUCUCUACGCGACAAAGUGGUACUUGGUUCCCUGUAAAUCCGGGGAGAUGUUUUUUGUUGUGAGGUACAUCGGUGAGUUUGUGACUCGGGACGGGAGAGCCGUGUACGAAGAGGCAAUGCACGAAGGAGACAAGACGAUAGGGACAGUCUGUCCAUACAAAACGAUGGGGUUCCGUGUUUUUCGGAGAGAACUGAGGACAGAAACAUGGGAGGAAGUGAGAUCUUUGGACGGUCGGGUGCUGUUUCUCGGGGGGAAUCACUCGGUUUCCUUGUUGGGAUCGGAGCAUCCAAACUGCAGACCGGGUUGUAUCUACUUCACGGACGAUUAUUGGGAUCGGAUCGACCGGGAGGAUUGCCCCUAUGGAGGCCAUGACAUGGGAGUCUUCUCCUUGAGAGAUGGGAGUUUUCAACAGUUUGUUGAUUUUGAGUUGCAGAAAUUUUCACCACCUCCCAUUUGGAUCCUUCCCUCCUGAAUCUAGUUAAUCUGUUAUUGUUAUCUCAUUGAUUCCAUUUUUUUUAUUUAUAGCAGUUUGUAAUUAAAUCCCCAACCCAUGAAAAAUAGCUUGAACUUAUAUGCAUAGAUCAAUGAGAUAUGUGUGUAAUUGUAAGAGGGCUAUGAUUCAACAUGAGAAUAAAACUGUGUUCUUGAG